CUCAUAAGUAAUCUCACCGACGGACCUAUGUUUGGGCGUCGAAGUCCACGUCGUCAAGGUCUGCAGUUACUUUCGUCGGCUGCUGGUCGGUCAAGAAGAUUUGUCCACUGGAAUCCUUUUGCCCAAUCUUACAAGGACUACCUUCACGAGGUCCAGCCGCAGCACUGGCCAAGGGGACCUAAAUCCAAGAAAGAGCUUACCUUACCAACAGGAGAGUACAAUGCAGAAGUCAUAGCGCGCGAGAUGGCACAAAAAGUCAAGAUGAUGAAGGUUCCUGGCCUGAAACGACAUAAGGUCGCAAGAGCCCAGAUAGAAGGGACGCCAGAGGAGAUUCUGACGUUCGAAGCACAAGCGCUUCUUACCAAGGCUGAAGCUGAACUGCCGGAACCAUCCAAGGAAACAGAUGGCAAACUCAAACCAUUUUCGCCUUUAGAGUUCGGAACCGAGCUGGAACUGGAAGUCGUCGAGCUGUCAUCAACGGGCGAUGGCCUGGCAUAUUCGCCAGACAAAAAUCACGUCUAUGCCAUCCCCUUCUGCGUCCCAGGCGACCGGGUCCUAGCACAAACGUUCAAACAAAAACCUCACCCGACGUAUACUUCUUUAAGAUUCAUCAAACUGCUCCGACCGUCACCGAAGCGCGACGGCAUAACACCAGGCUGCAAGUACUUCGCCGAAUGCUCGGGCUGUCAAUUCCAGAUGAUCAGUUAUGAAGACCAACUCAAGCACAAAAAGACCGUCGUGGAGAAGGCAUUCAAGAACUUCUCCAACCUCGAUCCGUCUCUGAUACCACCUGUCGGCGACACGAUCGGUUCGCCACUACAAUAUGGCUACCGAACAAAACUCACUCCUCACUACGACGGGCCUCCCAGGAAAAACACCGCACACUGGGCAGGCAGACCUCCUCCGGCAGUCGGCUUCUCAGCGAAAAAUCGGCAUGUCAUCGACAUCGAGCACUGCCCCAUCGGCACACCGAUACUGAAUGAAGGCCUCACCAUCGAGCGCAAGAAAGUCCACGAGACAUACCACACCCGCAAAGCCGGGGUCACGAUUCUCCUCCGCGAAUCGACAAAGCGCGUCUUCAAAACAGGCUCGCCUUCACCACCCACGGCUACAUCUCCCGCCGCCGACGGCCAACCCACAUCAUCAGCCACCGAAAAUACGGAGGGCAAUACUUCUUCUUCGUCUACACCCAAACCAUCAACAUCCGUCCUCACGCCUUCCACUGAACCAUCCACCGUGGACAGCGACUUCGCCGCGAUCCCCGUGCCCACGCCCCUCUCUGUCAAGCACCACUUCCGCGCCCCCAACACUCCGGAGAUAAUCUACGACUACCCAACGUACCGCGACGUCAAAACCUACACCUCGAUCAACCAGGACUUCAGCACCGAGUACGUCGGCGACUUCACAUUUGUCUCACGCGCCAACAGCUUCUUCCAGAACAACAACUCCAUCCUGCCAACUUUCAUCAAAUACGUGCGCGACAACUGUCUUCCUCCUCCGCCAGCGUCGACACAACUUGUUCAACAGCCCAACGAGCCGCCCAUCAAGUACCUCCUCGACGCGUACUGCGGCAGCGGCCUGUUCGCCAUCGGCCUGUCCCCGCUCUUCAGCUCCGUUCUGGGCAUCGACAUCGACGCGUACGGCGUCGAAGCGGCCCGCGAGAACGCAAAGAUCAACAACAUCCCGAACGCGGGCUUCAUCGCCGCCGACGCCGACGUGUUGUUCGCCGACGUCCCGUUCCCGCCGGAGCAGAGUCUCGUGGUCAUCGAUCCGCCCAGGAAGGGCGCGAGCAUCGACUUUCUUGAGCAGUUGUGCGCGUUUGGCCCCAAGCGCGUCGUCUAUGUCAGUUGCAACGUGCACACUCAGGCGAGGGACGUGGGCAUGUUGGUCACUGGCUUGGGCAAGAAAUGGAGGUACCAGAUUGAGAGUGUGCGUGGCUUUGACUUCUUCCCGCAGACGCACCACGUGGAGGGCGUGUGCUUCUUGAGUAGGGUGCCAGCAUCCCCGGAUGUAGAGGAAGCUUAAGGUGAGGAACGGGCGGUGUGCAUGGCUGAACUUUCUUCCACAAUGUUUUUACUCGAGCGGUUUAUUCCUGCAUAGAGUGUGUUAAUAAAGGCUUGAGAGAGGUCUCAUUGGUGUGAUAUUCUAAGUGAAUCGGAU
Messenger RNA from Exophiala xenobiotica, 2160 nucleotides. RefSeq lists its product as uncharacterized. NCBI's taxonomy places the organism in Eukaryota, Fungi, Ascomycota, Eurotiomycetes, Chaetothyriales, Herpotrichiellaceae. The record is from RefSeq and is a predicted model, not a curated record. Bases 28 to 2025 code for a protein of 665 amino acids. The transcript has a single exon. Gene Ontology annotation, molecular function: tRNA (uracil(54)-C5)-methyltransferase activity, S-adenosyl methionine-dependent. Gene Ontology annotation, biological process: tRNA processing.